UUUGCUUUUGCUAUCUGCUGCUAUGUUUCUCGACUCUACAAUUUAAACAAUUAAUAAUAAACGUGUACAAAUCAUAAAUUAUUUUAACUGCAGCAAACUUAUAAUAAAUUAACCCAUUACAGGAUGUCUGGGUUAUAAAUUAACUGUAGUUGAAAAUUUCUAUCUGCUUUAAAUUAUUAGGUAAUGGGUAUUCCAACAAAUUAAAACGGAACUUAAUUCACCAUCGUUUUAGGAAAAAUAAAUAUUUUUCCUAAUUUCAAGUAGUUAAAAAAAAAUAUUAUUGUAUUGGUGAGUUUGAACUUCAUUUAAACUUGACUAUACUUCAUUGAUAUGGAGAACGGUGACAAUGGUUUAAAUAAUUGUAGAAAAGUAGCAUUAAUCACAGGAAUCACUGGUCAGGAUGGAUCAUACCUAGCUGAAUUGUUGCUAGAUAAAGGAUAUGAAGUUCAUGGUAUUAUACGACGUUCAAGCACUUUUAACACCGGCCGCAUAGAACAUCUCUAUUUAGAUCCUAAAUCACACAUGGAAGGCAAAAUGAAACUUCAUUAUGGUGACAUGACCGAUAGUAGUUGUCUAGUGAAAAUUAUAGGAAUGGUGAAACCCACUGAAGUUUAUAAUUUAGCUGCUCAAAGUCAUGUUAAGAUUUCAUUUGAUCUAAGUGAAUAUACAGCUGAAGUAGAUGGCGUUGGGACUCUCAGGUUACUAGAUGCCAUUAGAGCAUGUCAACUAGAAAACAAUGUACGUUUUUAUCAAGCUUCUACUUCAGAAUUGUAUGGAAAAGUUGUUGAAAUACCUCAAAAAGAAACUACUCCGUUUUACCCUAGAUCUCCAUAUGCGUGUGCCAAAUUAUAUGCUUAUUGGAUUGUAACAAACUAUCGAGAAGCAUACAAUAUGUAUGCUUGCAAUGGAAUUCUUUUUAACCACGAAAGUCCAAGAAGAGGAGAAAACUUUGUGACUAGAAAAAUUACCAGAUCAGUAGCAAAAAUAGCAAUCGGUUCAUUAGAUUGUAUACAACUAGGAAACUUAGACUCUAAGAGAGAUUGGGGUCAUGCCAAAGAUUAUGUUGAAGCAAUGUGGUUAAUGUUACAACAGAAUAAACCUCAAGAUUUUGUGAUUGCUACUGGUGAAAUGCACAGUAUUAGAGAAUUUGUAGAAAAAGCAUUCAAGCACAUUGGCAAAACAAUUAUUUGGGAAGGAAAAGGGUUAAAUGAAGUGGGAAAAGAAGAAUCUACAAAUGUUGUACGUGUUAAAGUGAAUGCUAAAUAUUGUCCAACGGAAGUCGAACUUUUGCUGGGCGACGCCACCAAAGCCAAAACCGUACUCGGAUGGUCCCCCAAAGUGAAUUUCGAGCAACUGGUCUACGAUAUGAUGGAAGCCGAUCUAGCGCUCAUGAAGAAAAAUCCGUCGGCCUGAACUUCCUCACCCGUGCAAUACCUAUUUUAUAUUAUGUUUUAUAAACUAUAAACCUUGACUUGAUGUGUGCAUUUGGUUUAUUGGUGAUUUGUUAUUAUUGGAUUUAUAUAUUAGGACCUCAAGAGCCUAUCAUUUUGCAUAUUAUUAUACGUACCUAUAAUAUUUA
Messenger RNA from Rhopalosiphum maidis (corn leaf aphid), 1579 nucleotides. It is a transcript of the gene Gmd, whose product is annotated as GDP-mannose 4,6 dehydratase. Gene Ontology annotation, molecular function: GDP-mannose 4,6-dehydratase activity. Lineage: Eukaryota; Metazoa; Arthropoda; Insecta; Hemiptera; Aphididae. The record is from RefSeq and is a predicted model, not a curated record. Gene Ontology annotation, biological process: GDP-mannose metabolic process.